GAAUCUACCUUCAGCAUUUUAAAGAGAAGUUUUAGCGCUUCAGGAGGAGAAAGACAAUCCCAAACAAGGGACUUUACUGGUGGAAUAGGAUCAAGACCAAGACCAGGGCCACAGAUGAGCACAUUCUUGUGGCAAGCAUCUGCAGGAAUCGCUGUGUCCCAGAGGAAAGUACGUCAGAUCAGUGAUCCUAUUCAGCAGAUAUUAAUUCAGCUGCACAAAAUCAUCUACAUCACACAGCUUCCUCCAGCUUUGCACCACAAUUUGAAAAGAAGGGUUAUAGAGAGAUUCAAGAAGUCCCUCUUCAGCCAGCAGAGUAACCCUUGUAAUUUGAAAUCUGAAAUUAAAAAGUUAUCUCAGGGAUCUCCAGAACCUAUUGAGCCCAACUUUUUUACAGCAGAUUACCAUUUAUCACAUCAUUCAUCGGGUGGAAACAACCUGUUCCCAAACGACCUGUCAGGUCUACCUACCAGCUUUGAUUUGGAGGAAGGACUAACAUAUGAACAGAUGCAGACUGUGAUUGAAGAAGUCCUAGAGGAAAGUGGCUAUUACAAUUUUACAUCUAACAGGUAUCACUCCUAUCCAUGGGGGAUCAAAAAUCACCCAACCAAAAGAUGAAAAUGCUGCAUAUUGAAUGGACUUGGUUUUCCCAUGAAGUUCAAGUUCUGGACUUCAGCCAGUACUGCAAGAUGCUCAGGGAUUGGGUGCUGCUGAAAGGAUGUGGAAGAGAAAAGACCAAGAUGCCACAGGGCCUGCAGGACCUGUUUCUGGAGGUUCUGUGCGGAAGCAUAUGGCAGCUGCAGUGCUUGGGGUCUCCAUUGCCAGGACCACAUUACACACAGGACGGCAGGGCUGUCAAUGUGCCCCUGGGAGAAAAUGCUGCAAAAUUCACCUGUGGGGGGGGGAAAAACCCACUCUUAUAGAACUUUCCUCCAAGUUUAAAAGAAAAAAAACUUGUCAUAUUUUUCAAAGGAACGUUUUAUACUCACAAUUGCUGAAACUAUGUUUAAAGGCAUCUAGCCUUCCAUGUACAAAAAAAUAGUUUUAGAUAAAGAAAAUUAUAGGAUCCAGAAUUAUAUAUUGGGUGAUUCACUGUAUCCCCCAGUUUUUAUCUUUAAAGAAAUUUAAAAUAUGUGAUUGGAUUUUUUUUUGUUUGUUUUUAAAUGAAAGGAUUGGUUCUCUCUUAACCACUUGGCUGCUAGUGGUCUUGAACUGAUACAGUGCAGACAGUAUUUGUAACCUUGCACAGUCUCUGGGAUUAAUUGUCAAAUUGUCAGAUUUAAAUUAGACUAAUAGAAUAUAUUGAUGUACAGUGUGUGUUUGUGUGUGUAUAUAUAUAUGUAUGUAUAUGGGGGAAGGAGGGAGGUUUGAUUAGACUAAUGCUUUGCUGCUAACCAAACUCAUAGUGUUUUUAGAGCACUGUGAAGAGUUCAUAGAAUCUAUGAAAAUGAUGCAAUAUUCUUUAUCCAAAGUCCCUCCUUACUAAAAUUACCUACAUUGUUUACAAAAUUUUAAUUGUUUGGGAAUUUGCAAUGAAAACGUUAUUUAGUAAAAUAUAAAUUCCUUCUUUACUCAUUGAGACUGUUCAAAGAAAGGGAAAUCAGAAUGCCAAACAGUGUCCCAUGCCUUUGUAGGGAGAAUGUAUGAUGGAAGUUUGCUAGAUUCUGAUUGGGCUUAACUCCUCUCUUCAAGUGACUUCUUACGUAUAACUCUGGUGUAAUGUAAAGAAAUGCCCUCAUUGCCAAAUCAGACUGCACUUCUAACUACUUAAAAAACAAUUUAUUCUAUAUAAUUACUAAUCUGGAAGCUGAAAUUAUGCUUUUUAUAUACAUCUCA
Molecule: messenger RNA, 1833 nt
Organism: Microcebus murinus (gray mouse lemur)
Lineage: Eukaryota; Metazoa; Chordata; Mammalia; Primates; Cheirogaleidae
Source: RefSeq, a predicted model, not a curated record